AUGCUCGAGGUUUUGGAGGUGCCGUGGACGGUGGUCGGUGGUAAGGCGGCUGGCGGGUGCCCGGGGCCGCCGCGGAGACAGGCGCUGCAAAGCAGCUUGGCGCACCCCAAGGCGGCCACGCGGUCGCCGGGGGCGGGAUGCAAGAAGUGCAAUUCCGGUGCGAGCGGCCCGCGGCGCAACGGCGCGCGGGCGCGGAGCAAGGAGGAGGCGGUGGUGCCUGCCGCGUGCACUGGCGUUGUCGCCGUCGCGCCAGCGGAGCCGCCGCCGGUGUCGAGCAAGGGGCUCGAGCUCUGCCGCCGUCCGGGGUUCGGGAAGGCGGGCACGCGCUGCGUGGUGAAGGCCAACCAUUUCCUCGCGGAGGUCGCCGACAAGGACCUCACCCAGUACGACGUCAAGAUCACGCCGGAGGUGAGGUCGCGGAGCGUGAGCCGGGCCAUCGUGGCCGAGCUGGUUCGCCUCUACCGCGCGUCCGACCUCGGCAUGCGCCUCCCGGCCUACGACGGCCGCAGCAACCUCUACACCGCCGGCCGCCUCCCCUUCGACGCCCGAGAGUUCGUCAUACGCCUCGCCGUCGACGACGACGGCGUCUCCAGCGCCACCGUCCGCUGUACCUGCAGGGAGAAGGAGUACAAGGUGGCCAUCAAAUUCGCUGCCGGCGCCGACCUGCGCCACCUCCGGGAGUUCAUGGCGGGGCGGCAACCCGAUGAGCCGCAGGGGGGCCUACAGGUCCUCGACGUCGUGCUGCGGGAAGUCGCUAGCCAGAGGUACCUCUCCGUAAGGCGGUCGUUCUACUCGCCGGACAUUAGGACGCCGCAGAGGCUCGGCGAUGGCUUGCAGUCGUGGUUCGGCUUCUACCAGAGCAUCCGGCCGACCCAAAUGGGAUUGUCACUCAACAUCGACAUGUCGUCCACGGCAUUUGUCGAGCCGCUGCCGGUGAUCGAUUUUGCGGCGCAGAUCCUGGGGAAGGAUGUCAUGUCAAGGCCGUUGUCGGACGCGAACCGAGUCAGGAUAAAGAAAGCUCUACACGAUUUGAAGGUCGAAAUCACUCACCGGGGAAGUUUAAGACGGAAAUACCGUGUCUUCGGCUUGACAGCGCAACCAACUCAUGAGCUAAUUUUCCCAAUUGACGAUGAAGUGAAAUCGGUUGUAGAGUACUUCAAGGAAAUGUAUGGUUUCACCAUAAAGCAACCACAUCUUCCCUGCCUUCUUGUAGGAAACCAAAAGAAGCCAAAUUAUCUACCAAUGGAGGUCUGCAAGAUUGUUGAAGGUCAGAGAUACAAGAAGAGGUUGAAUGAAAAGCAGAUCACAUCAUUACUGAAAGUUACAUGCCAAAGGCCUGGAGACAAGGAAAUGGAUAUUCGACGGACCGUUCACAAAAAUGGAUAUGAUCAAGAUCCCUAUGCGAAGGAAUUUGGGAUAAACAUAAGCGACAAACUCACCUCUAUUGAAGCAAGAGUUCUGCCUGCACCCUGGCUAAAAUAUCAUGAUACCGGAAAAGAGUCAGAGUGCUUACCUCGUGUUGGCCAAUGGGACAUGAAAAACAAGAAAGUUGUCAAUGGAUGCACUGUGAAUCAUUGGGCAUCCAUUAACUUCUCAAGAAGUGUUCAAGAAAGCACUGCCAGUGGAUUUUGCCAGGAGUUAGCCCAAACGUGUAAACUUUUAGGCAUGGAGUUCAACAGCGAGCCUGCUAUACCAAUGUAUUCGGCUAGACCAGAGCAAGCAGUACAGGCGCUUAAGCAUGUGUAUAACGCUGCACUGAAAAAACCCAAGGGAAAGGAGCUUGAGCUUCUUUUGGUAAUCCUCCCUGACAACAAUGGUGCAUUGUAUGGUGACAUAAAGCGCAUUUGUGAGACCGAAUUGGGAAUAAUGUCACAGUGCUGCUUAGCAAAGCAUGUAUUUAAGAUCUGCAAACGAUACCUGGCGAAUGUCUCACUCAAAAUCAAUGUUAAGAUGGGGGGAAGAAAUACCGUACUCUUGGACGCGGUAAGUCGGAGAAUCCCAUUGGUCAGUGAUGUACCGACAAUAAUAUUUGGUGCGGAUGUAACGCAUCCUGAAACCAGAGAGGACACCAGUCCAUCAAUUGCUGCGGUUGUUGCUUCUCAAGACUGGCCAGAAGUUACAAAGUACGCUGGAUUGGUGUGCGCUCAAGCUUAUCGGCAAGAGCUCAUCCAGGAUCUCUACAAAACAUGGCAUGAUCCUCAGCGAGGCACUGUCACCGGAGGCAUGAUCAGGGAGCUUUUAAUUUCCUUCAGGAAAGCCACAGGGCAGAAACCAUUGAGAAUAAUCUUCUACAGGGACGGUGUCAGCGCAGGACAGUUCCAUCAAGUAUUACUUUACGAGUUAGAUGCCAUCCGCAAGGCUUGUGCAUCUUUAGAACCAAAUUACCAACCUCCAGUGACGUUUGUGAUAGUCCAAAAGCGUCACCAUACAAAACUAUUUGCAAACAACCACAACGAUAAAAGCAGCACCGACAAGAGCGGAAAUAUCCUGCCUGGCACCGUUGUUGAUUCAAAGAUAUGCCAUCCCACACAGUUUGAUUUCUACCUCUGCAGCCAUGCUGGAAUCCAGGGCACCAGUAAGCCAGCACAUUAUCAUGUUCUGUGGGACGAGAACAAUUUCAUGGCGGAUGAAAUGCAGACUUUGACGAACAACCUUUGCUACACGUAUGUGCGUUGCACACGAUCUGUUUCUGUCGUGCCGCCUGUUUACUACGCUCAUCUAGCCGCAUUCCGGGCACGUUUCUACAUGGACCAAGAUAGCCUCUCGGUGAAGAAUGCCAACGGGAGGAAUGGAGGCGCCAUGAAGACUAUGCCGGCAGUGAAAGAGAGGGUGAAGAGGGUGAUGUUCUACUGCUGA
Triticum turgidum subsp. durum (durum wheat) is the source of this 2856-nucleotide messenger RNA. The record is from the annotation of a GenBank genome assembly. Lineage: Eukaryota; Viridiplantae; Streptophyta; Magnoliopsida; Poales; Poaceae.